Messenger RNA from Arabis nemorensis, 180 nucleotides. Lineage: Eukaryota; Viridiplantae; Streptophyta; Magnoliopsida; Brassicales; Brassicaceae. The record is from the annotation of a GenBank genome assembly.
AUGUUGAGAAAUGUCAGUGUGCAAGGUUCAGCCCUUGAAGAUCUCAUCAGGAGAUCUGUAGGCCAAGAUAAUGUAGUUUCACAGAGAUGCUUUCAUGUCAGAGACUAUGAAAUCAAGAUAAUUCACCAUAUUAAUGGAGCUACAUCUUUUCUAAUCUUUGUUAUAGUAGUUGAUGUCUAG